AUGAGGGAUAUCAUUAAAGUCGAAGAGUUUACCAUUCCCAAGGAAGUAGAAGAAAUAAAAGUUAAAGCCCGUUGUAUCACAGUUAAAGGGCCUCGAGGAACUUUGACCAAGAGUAUUCGUCACAUCGACUUAGAGAUACAAAAGAUCGGGACUCAUAAGAUUAAACUCGUUGUGUGGCAUGGAACUCGUAAACACGUUGCUUGCUUACGUACAGUGAAAGCUCAUAUUGAGAAUAUGAUUACCGGUGUUACUAAGGGGUUUGAAUACAAGAUGCGUUAUGUUUACGCCCAUUUCCCCAUUAACGUUCAUAUUUCUGACACUGGAAAUGAGGUUGAAAUUCGUAACUUUUUAGGUGAAAAAGUUAUUAGACGUGUAAAAAUGUUGCCAGGUGUUGAAAUUCAAAUUUCCGCUAAUCAAAAGGAUGAAUUGAUCUUGACUGGAAAUGAUUUGGAAAAUGUCUCCCAAUCAGCUGCCAACAUCCAACAAUCUACCGCAGUUAAGAAUAAAGAUAUUCGAAAAUUUUUGGACGGUAUCUAUGUCAGUGAACGUAAUACAAUAGUUAAAGAGUCUAGGCUUGAUGUCGUUAUACUUAUGUACGCGCAUUUGUUAGGAUUUACUCCUUCGGGAGAAGUCCUGCUCGGUGGAGGUGGAGGACCUGGUAAUACCGGUGUAACUAAUAAGUUGGUUUUGCUCAAAUGUAAGUUAUCAGAGAGAACUCUUGAACAGGUUGUCGAAGUGAUAUUAGAUAAAGAAGAAGACAGGCCAACUUGUAUCGCUAUGCAUAAUGAGGAAAAUAUAUUCACUUGUGGUAUCAAUAGUACCGCAGAACAGAUAUUACAAGGAUUUAAUAAGAAUUGUCGAAUUUUUGAAUAUUCAAAUGAAAAUACUAAUGAGGACGAUUAUCAGAAAGUUGCCGCUUUUACUCAAGAUGGCAAAUUAUUGGCUACCGGUGGUACAGAUAGUAAGUUGACCGUUCUGAAAUAUCCUUCAUUAGACGUGGCCUUUCCCCCUGUAAAUUUUAGCAAACAGGAAAUAUACGAUUUGGAUUUCGAUUCAACCGGAAAUCAGGCAAGAUAG
Molecule: messenger RNA, 1077 nt
Organism: Funneliformis mosseae
Lineage: Eukaryota; Fungi; Glomeromycota; Glomeromycetes; Glomerales; Glomeraceae
Source: the annotation of a GenBank genome assembly